GAGCCGGCGCUGUGCGGCGCUGAGCUGUCCCCGUCCUCCCGGGGCAUCCCUGGCGCUCCAGAAAGCCCUGCGCCUUUAGCUACCGGGCUAGCCCUUGCCCCCCGAGGGCUCCCACGGGCGCCCCUGCUGCCGCGGCGGCCGGAGCCCGGGCGCCCUGGUCCUGCGCGCUCCGGACUCGCUGCGCCUCUGCGCCUCCCCGGCUGGCCAAGGACCGGGAGGAGGACGCCGCGUCCGAGUUCUGCACGCUUGGCGCUGGGCGCUUGGUGCGGGAGGAUGGAGAGCAAGGCGCUGCUGGCCAUCGCUUUGUGGCUCUGCGUGGAGACCCGGGCUGCCUCGGGGGGUUUGCCUGGUGUUUCUCUUGAUCCUCCUAGGCUCAGUAUACAGAAAGACAUACUUACAAUUAUGGCUAAUACAACUCUUCAAAUUACAUGCAGUGGGCAGAGGGACUUGGACUGGCUCUGGCCCAACAAUCAGACUGGUUCUGAGCAAAGAGUGGAGAUAACAGAGUGCAGUGAUGACGUCUUUUGUAAGACACUUGUGAUUCCAAAUGUGAUUGGAAAUGAUACAGGAGCCUACAAGUGCUUUUACCAGGACACGGACACGUCCUCAGUCAUCUAUGUCUACGUUCAAGAUUACAGGUCUCCAUUUAUUACUUCAGUUAGUGACCAGCACGAAGUGGUGUACAUCACUGAGAGCAAAAACAAAACUGUGGUGAUUCCAUGCCUUGGGUCCACUGCAGACCUCAACGUGUCCCUUUGGGCAAGGUAUCCAGAAAAGAAGUUUAUUCCUGAUGGUAACAAAAUUUUCUGGGACAGUAAGAAGGGCUUUACUAUUCCAAGCUAUUUGAUAAGCUAUGCUGGCAUGGUCUUCUGUGAAGCAAAAAUUAAUGAUGAAACUUACCAGUCUAUUGUGUAUAUAGUUGCAGUUGUAGGCUACAGGAUUUAUGAUCUGGUUCUGAGCCCUGCUUCUGGAAUCGAGCUCUCUGUUGGAGAGAAGCUUGUUUUAAAUUGUACAGCAAGGACCGAACUCAAUGUGGCGAUUAAAUUCCACUGGGUAUAUCCUUCUUUGAAGCACGGGCAUAAAAAAAUAGGGAACCGGAAUACAGACAUCCAGUAUGGGACUGAGACGAAGAAAUUUCUUAAUAGCUUCACUAUAGAUGGUGUGACUCGGAAUGACCAAGGAUGGUACACCUGUGUGGCUUCUAGUGGACUGAUGACCAAGAGAAACAGCACAUUUGUCAGGGUCUAUGAAAAGCCCUUCGUUGCUUUUGAGAGUAGCAUGGAAUCUCUGGUGGAAGCAACACUAGGAGACCGCCUGAGAAUCCCUGUGAAGUACCUGGGUUACCCUGCCCCGGAAAUAAAAUGGUAUAAAAAUGGAAGACCGCUUGAGUCCAAUCACACAAUUAAAGUGGGGCAUGUGCUCACUAUUAUGGAAGUGAGUGAAAAAGAUACUGGAAAUUAUACCAUCAUCCUUACUAAUCCCAUUUCCAAGGAGAAACAGAGUCACAAGCUAUCUCUGAUUGUGAAUGUCCCACCCCAAAUUGGUGAGAAAUCUCUGAUAUCUCCCGUGGACUCCUACCAGUAUGGCACCACCCAGACGUUGACGUGCACAGUUUAUGCCGUACCUCCCCCCCAACACAUCCAUUGGUAUUGGCAGCUGGAGGAAGAGUGUACCUACAAACCCACCCAAGGUCUCCUAACGACAAACUCUUAUGUUUGCAAAGAAUGGAGAAACGUAGAGGACUUUCAAGGAGGAAAUAAAAUUGAAGUCAGCAAAAAUCAGUUUGCACUUAUUGAAGGAAAAAACAAAACUGUAAGUACCCUCGUUAUCCAGGCAGCAAAUGUGUCUGCUCUGUACAAAUGUGAGGCCAUCAACAAAGCCGGGAGUGGAGAAAGAGUCAUCUCCUUCCACGUGACCAGGGGUCCAGAAAUCACUUUGCAGCCUGGCACCCAGCCAACCGAACAGGAGAGUGUGUCUUUGUAUUGCGCUGCAGACAGAACUAUGUUCGAGAAUCUCAUGUGGUACAAGCUAGGCCCGCAGGCGCUGCCUAUCCAUUCAGGAGAGUUGCCCACACCUGUCUGCAAGAACUUGGAUGCUCUUUGGAAAAUGAAUGCCACCCUGUUCUCUAAUAGCACAAAUGACAUUUUGAUCAUGGAGUUCCAGAACACAUCACUGCAAGAUCAAGGAAACUACGUCUGCUUUGCUCAGGACAGAAAGACCAAGAAAAGACACUGUGUGAUCAGACAGCUCACGGUUUUAGAGCGCAUGGCGCCCCUGAUCACAGGCAAUUUAGAGAAUCAGACAGCAAGCAUUGGUGAAACCAUCGAGGUCUCCUGCACAGCGUCUGGGAAUCCCUCUCCACAGAUCAUAUGGUUUAAAGAUAAUGAAACCCUGGUUGAAGACUCAGGCAUAGUACUGAAAGACGGCAACCGGAACCUCACCAUCCGCAGGGUGAGGAAGGAGGAUGAAGGCCUCUACACCUGCCAGGCGUGCAGUGUUCUUGGGUGUGCCAAAGUGGAGGCUUUUUUCAUAAUAGAAGGCGCUCAGGAAAAGACAAACUUGGAAGUCAUCAUUCUAGUGGGUACGGCAGUGAUUGCCAUGUUCUUCUGGCUCCUUCUUGUCAUCGUUCUUCGGACUGUUAAGCGGGCCAAUGGAGGAGAACUGAAGACAGGCUACUUGUCCAUCGUCAUGGAUCCAGAUGAGCUUCCCUUGGACGAGCACUGUGAACGCCUGCCCUAUGAUGCCAGCAAGUGGGAGUUUCCUAGGGACCGACUGAAAUUAGGUAAGCCUCUGGGCCGAGGUGCCUUUGGCCAAGUGAUUGAAGCAGAUGCCUUUGGAAUUGACAAGACAGCAACUUGCAAGACGGUGGCUGUGAAAAUGUUGAAAGAAGGAGCAACACACAGUGAGCACCGAGCCCUCAUGUCUGAACUCAAGAUUCUCAUCCAUAUUGGCCACCAUCUCAAUGUGGUUAACCUUCUAGGUGCCUGUACCAAACCAGGAGGGCCACUCAUGGUGAUUGUGGAAUUCUGCAAGUUUGGAAACCUGUCCACCUAUUUAAGGAGCAAGAGAAAUGAAUUUAUCCCCUACAAGAGCAAAGGGGCACGAUUUCGUCAAGGGAAAGAAUAUGUUGGAGAAAUCACUAUGGACCCCAAACGGCGCUUGGAUAGUAUCACUAGUAGCCAGAGCUCAGCCAGCUCAGGAUUUGUUGAAGAGAAGUCCCUCAGCGAUGUGGAGGAAGAAGAAGUUUCUGAAGAUCUAUAUAAGAACUUCCUGACCUUGGAACAUCUCAUCUGCUACAGCUUUCAAGUGGCUAAGGGAAUGGAAUUUUUGGCCUCAAGGAAGUGUAUCCACAGGGACCUGGCAGCACGAAAUAUCCUCUUGUCGGAGAAGAAUGUGGUUAAAAUCUGUGACUUUGGCUUGGCCCGAGAUAUCUAUAAAGAUCCAGACUAUGUCAGAAAAGGAGAUGCUCGUUUGCCUUUAAAGUGGAUGGCUCCAGAAACCAUUUUUGACAGAGUGUACACAAUUCAGAGUGAUGUGUGGUCUUUUGGUGUCUUGCUCUGGGAAAUAUUUUCCUUAGGUGCUUCUCCCUAUCCUGGAGUCAAGAUUGAUGAGGAUUUUUGUAGGCGAUUGAAAGAAGGAACUAGAAUGAGGGCCCCUGAUUACACAACACCGGAAAUGUACCAGACCAUGCUUGACUGCUGGCAUGGGGAGCCCAAUCAGAGACCAACAUUUUCAGAGUUGGUGGAACAUCUAGGAAAUCUGUUACAAGCUAAUGCUCAACAGGAUGGCAAAGACUAUAUUGUUCUUCCCAUAUCAGAGAUUCUGAGCGUGGAGGAGGAUUCUGGACUCUCUCUGCCUACCUCACCUGUUUCCUGUAUGGAGGAAGAGGAAAUGUGCGACCCCAAAUUCCAUUAUGACAACACAGCAGGAAUCAGUCAGUAUCUGCAGAACAGCAAGCGAAAGAGCCGGCCUGUGAGUGUAAAAACAUUUGAAGAUAUCCCAUUGGAAGAACCAGAAGUCAAAGUAAUCCCAGAUGACAACCAGACAGACAGUGGGAUGGUUCUUGCAUCAGAAGAGCUGAAAACUUUGGAAGACAGAACCAAAUUAACUCCAUCUUUUAGUGGACUGAUGCCCAGCAAGAGCAAGGAGUCUGUGGCAUCUGAGGGCUCAAACCACACCAGUGGCUACCAGUCUGGGUACCACUCAGAUGACACAGACACUACUGUGUACUCCAGUGAGGAGGCAGAACUGUUAAAGCUGGUGGAGAUUGGACCUCAGGUCGGCAGCGCAGCCCAGGUUCCUCAUCCCGACUCUGGAAGCACAUUGAGUGUUCCUCCUGUUUAAAAGGACACACCCAAGAACUCUGUCCUGGAAAUCACAUGAGAGGUGCUGCUCGGAUUUUCAAGUGUUGUUCUUUCCAUCACCAGGAAGUAGCCACAUUUGAUUUUCAUUUAAAAAAAAAAAGAAGAAAAGAAGAAGAAAAAAAAAAAGAACCUCAUAGACUGCAGGGAGCCAGUCUCUUAGGUAUUUCCUGAGAAGAUGCUUGUGACCCAAGAAUGUGUUUCUGUCUUCUCCCAGUGUGGACCUGUUCUCCUUUGCAUUCCAUCUAAAAGUGUCUCUGAAGUCCCUUCCUGUGGGCCGCCCCAGGGGUUAUAAUGAAAACAUUCAAGAGAUGAAUCCAUCCUCCAAGGAGUAGCUGGACCUAGGGAGCUGACCCUGCUGUAGGACUAGAAGAGAAACCAUGCUGUGCAAGUGCUUUCCAUGGUGAAGACAGGCAAGACCGAAGGGCUGAGUCUGUCGGAGAAGCUUUGUAUAGAAUAUGGGUUCUGAGCCAAGUCUUCCAUGUAUGGUUGGAUUGAUAGAUGUUGGCUUGCUUUGAGCACUUACUGGAGCCUGCAGAUGCAUUUGUGUUGGCUCCCACGGAGGUGGUCGUGGGCUCUGUUAGGAAAUGUGAAGGCUGUGGACAAGGUUACUGGUUUCAGAAGGUUGCGUGCUCUUCCUGGUUGGACUAAAUGAGAGUUCCUUGCACUGUUUCCGAUGCUUAAUGAGACUUCCUUCCGGACUCUUACGUGUCUCUUGGCCAAGGCCAAGGAAGGAAAUGAUGCAGCCCUGGCUCCUUGUCUCCCAGGCCGGUCCUCUGUUCAGCCUACCACAAAGAAAGGAUGUUCAGAUGGAGGCUCCAUGGCAUGUUUGCUGAAGAUUUUGACUGUGUAAACCAGCUUCUGGUUUCUUGUGGAUGAAUUACCCCCUGUCUGUCCUGAUGUGAUAUGUCUGGUCUGAAUGCAGUAGGUUUUGAAUCAAGUUGUGGUAUUCGAGUGUCAGGAAGGAUUUGACUCUUUGUUCCCUACUCCCUUACUCUUACCUCCUUGGUCUUCCCAGCCAAUCAAUAUUUUAGCAAUUUGACCUCCACUCUCAUAUAAAAACUAAUUUGGUUUUCUUGCUCUUUGAAUGAUUAUUAGCCGAACCUUCAAAAUUAUUUUAUAGCCAAAGUUAUAACAUCUCUUGUAUUUUUAGACUUUAACAUUUAAAUGUAUUUCUACUGGUUUCUGCCCUUGUUCUUACCUUUUCAAAUAAAGAAAAUGUAUUUUUCAUUUGGUACCAUAGCGUGAGAUGCUGGGAACCAUGAGUUUAAGACAUGCUAUGGCUCAUAUAUUUAUAGUCUGUUUAUGUAGAAACAAAUGUAAUAUAUUAAAACCUUAUAUAUAAUGAACUUUGUACUAUUCACAUUUUGUAUCAGUAUUAUGUAGCAUAACAAAGGUUAUCAUGCUUUUAAUAACUGAUGCCGUUUUAUUAAAAACCAUUGACAAACUGGAAGGAAACCCUUUACAAGGUUGCAUUACUGUUCCUAUCUCUUUUUUUAACUGCUAAAAUGGAGGAAGGAGAAUCAUACAUGUGAUGUUUUCUUAUUUUUAUUUGUUCCCUUACUCUUCUUCAAUGGAUAUUUACAUAAAAUGUUAAUACACUUUAUAAACUAAUAAAUAUAUUGCUAG
This is a messenger RNA of Sorex araneus (European shrew), 5990 nucleotides long. It is a transcript of the gene KDR, whose product is annotated as kinase insert domain receptor. The transcript is spliced from 30 exons. Gene Ontology annotation, molecular function: ATP binding; growth factor binding; vascular endothelial growth factor receptor activity. Gene Ontology annotation, cellular component: membrane; signaling receptor complex. The record is from RefSeq and is a predicted model, not a curated record. Gene Ontology annotation, biological process: vascular endothelial growth factor receptor signaling pathway; cell migration; endothelial cell differentiation. Bases 274 to 4344 code for a protein of 1356 amino acids. NCBI's taxonomy places the organism in Eukaryota, Metazoa, Chordata, Mammalia, Eulipotyphla, Soricidae.